Strongyloides ratti is the source of this 681-nucleotide messenger RNA. Its product is annotated as RNA-binding protein fusilli. The transcript has 2 exons. Bases 1 to 681 code for a protein of 226 amino acids. The record is from RefSeq and is a predicted model, not a curated record. Gene Ontology annotation, molecular function: mRNA binding. Gene Ontology annotation, cellular component: ribonucleoprotein complex; nucleoplasm. NCBI's taxonomy places the organism in Eukaryota, Metazoa, Nematoda, Chromadorea, Rhabditida, Strongyloididae. Gene Ontology annotation, biological process: regulation of RNA splicing.
AUGCGAGGACUUCCUUUUAAUUGUACAGAAAAACAGAUUAUUAAUUUUUUUACUGAUGAUUAUUUACCUUCUGGAAUUAUUGAUAAUGGAAUAAUUUUUAUAUAUAAAAAUGAUGGAAAAUUAUCAGGUGAUGCAUUUGUAAUAUUUUGUAAUGAAUUUGAUUUUGAAAGAGCUUUAAUGAAAAAUAAAAAAAUUAUUGGAUCAAGAUAUAUUAAAUUAUUCAAGGCAAAUAUUAGUCAAUUGCAUAAUUAUUUAUUAAAUAUAAAUAGUAAUAUUAAAUAUGGAUAUAAUAAAAAAGAUUGUAUACGCCUUAGAGGAUUACCAUUUGAAGCACAAAUACCAGAAGUUAUACAAUUUCUUGGUGAAUAUGUAUAUUUAGUUAAACAACAUGGUAUACAUAUGAUUUUAAAUAAUAAUGGUGAACCAUCAGGGGAAGCUUUUAUACAAUUAAUUUCUGAAGAAGGUGCAUCUCAUAUUGUAUCAAAAUUACAUAAUAAAUUUAUGGAAGUUGGUAAAAAAAAACGUUACAUAGAAGUUUUUCAAUUAUCUAUAAAUGAUAUUAAAUUAAUGGCUGGUCCAAAUAUUUUAAAUACAUUUUAUCCACAAAUGUUAUCAUAUACUUCUUUUUAUAAUGUUACAGAACCUACUUAUAUUCCAUCAUCAUUUUAUUAUUUAUCGUAA